This is a messenger RNA of Amaranthus tricolor (Joseph's coat), 2292 nucleotides long. RefSeq lists its product as uncharacterized. Gene Ontology annotation, biological process: regulation of DNA-templated transcription. NCBI's taxonomy places the organism in Eukaryota, Viridiplantae, Streptophyta, Magnoliopsida, Caryophyllales, Amaranthaceae. Bases 214 to 1701 code for a protein of 495 amino acids. The record is from RefSeq and is a predicted model, not a curated record. The transcript has a single exon. Gene Ontology annotation, molecular function: DNA binding; DNA-binding transcription factor activity.
UAUACCAAGAUUCUAAUCCUACUCUCCGCACUUCUCCCUUCACCCACCUAAUUUAUUUUAAUCCACCCAUCCUCCUCAGUCCACUCCCCCCCCCUCUUUCUCUCUCUCUCUUCAUCUUCUCCGCUUUCUCUCUCUACAUUUUUCCGGGUUUAUCACUCAUUUUUACUUCGAUUUGAUGUAAAUUCUAUACAAAAAAACAAAAAAAUAAUUAAAAUGGGAACGAUUUCUGGGGUUAAAUGCAGGGAACAUAAAAAAGUGAUAAAAAAAUAUGUUUGUUCUUCAUCUUCAUCUUCAUCUCGUAAAAUGGUUAGAAUUUCAGUAAGAGAUGAUGAAGCUACUGAUUCUUCCGGUGAUGAAUACGAAUCCAAACCCAGUUGUUCGCGGGUUGUUAAGCGUGUAACUGAGAUCCGUUUUGAACGGGGUUUACCCAGACCCGUUAAUGAUAAACGGAACAAAAAGGGGGUUCAGAAAAAACAGAUCAAUAAUGGAGAAGAGAAGAAAUAUAGAGGAGUACGAAAACGUCCAUGGGGGAAAUAUGCAUCGGAGAUCCGGGAUCCGAAGAAUCGUAGACGGUAUUGGUUAGGAACUUUCUACACUGCAGUGGAUGCUGCUAUUGCUUAUGAUACAGCUGCUAUUUACUUGCGUGGGUCCCAGGCUCAAACGAAUAUUCUCCGACCACCGUUACCUGACGAAGAUGUGACGUCAUCACUUCCCGGUGAAGGUAACGGAGGAAAAUCGUCGUCUUUAGAGGAGUAUUGUUCUCCUCACUCUGUUUUGGGUUGCGUGGAGUUAGAAUCGCCAACAGAAUCGUCAAAAAUACAAAACAAAGAAGACGGCCGGGAAUCGGAAAAUACUGGCGAAUUUGAAAGAAGUGACGGCGUUUGUUUUGGCCGGAAACUGGAAUAUGUUGAAGAAAAGGAAAGAACUGACGGCGUUUUGAUUGACCGGAUACCGGAAAUUACUGGAGGAAGUGACAGAGGAAGAAGUGACGGCGUUUUCUUUCACCGGAAGCCGAAAAUUACUGGAGAAACUUACAGAGAAAGAACUGACAACUUUUUGAUUGUAUGGAAACCGGAAAUUACUGGAGAAACUGACAGCGUUUUGUUUGACCGGGUACCGGAAAUUGUUCGGGAAACAGAGAGAAGAAAUGACGGCGUUUUAUUUGAUUGGAAACCGGAAAUUAGUGGAGAAACUGACAGAAGAACUAACGGCGUUUUGUUUGACCGGAAACCGGAAAUUUCUGGAGAAACAGCGAUAAGAAAAGACGGCGUUUGUUUUGAUCGAAACCCGGUAAUUACUGGAGAAACUGAAAGUAGAAGAAAUGACGGCGCUUGGUUUGACCGGAAACCGGUAAUUACUGAAGAAAUUGAACGAAGAAAUGACGGCGUUUGGUUUGACCGGAAACGGAAAAAUACCGGAGAAACAGAGAAAAGAAAAGACGACGUUUGUUUAUACGGUGUACCGGAAAAGGCGUAUGGAUUCGGGUCGGGUUACCUGGACGAGGAGUGGUUGUUGAAUGAAGAAAAGGAUUUGCAUGAUUAUUUUUCUUACAAUGGUGAAGACCGUAUGAUUUUUGAUGAUCAUAUUUCUGAUUUAACGAUGAUUCAUGAUGAUCAUAUUUCUGAUUUUAUGGUGAUUCAUGAUGAUCAUAAGCAAUUGUCUGCUACCUUUGAUUUUGACGGUGAUGAUCCAUUCUUAUAGAAGUAUAUUUCUGAUUUGAAUUUUGGAGGUGAAUUCUAAUUUUUUUUUUAAAAGUAUUUUAGGGGUUUUGGACUUAUAUUUUCCCUAAAAUUAAUUAAUAUUGGUGGGUUUAUUAUUGAUUAAGGUUUUAGUCGGGAGAUUAUUAGUUUGUAGUUUUUGGAAAUAAGUAUUUAUUUUAAAUUAUUGAUUUCAAUUAUGAAAUCAUAAAUGAAGAAUUUGAAAAUAAUAAACUUUGUGAUAUUAUUCUCAAAUUUUCAAUUUUAACUAUUUUAAAAAUAUUAAAUAUUGGUAAAACUUAAUCUAAAUUUAAAUUUGAAAAUUUUUAAUUUGCUAAACAAAAACUUUAAGCCAAUUUUAAAUUUUCAAAUAAAAUUAUUAUUUUUAAACAUAAUGUAAAGUAAUUAUUAAUUAAUUACUAUUAAUUUUUAAUUUACAGUCAAUCAUUCGGAUUUGGAGUUAAUGUUCAAUCUGACUUCUAAGUAGUAGCUAAUCUAAGUGUGCAUAGAUUAAAGCUAACACUAAUAACGAAUUGUAAUCAUUAGCUUUAAAGUUAUAGAAGUACUAUUAUUCAAUCUUUUAUGUUGAUUUCCU